Molecule: messenger RNA, 753 nt
Organism: Malassezia globosa CBS 7966
Lineage: Eukaryota; Fungi; Basidiomycota; Malasseziomycetes; Malasseziales; Malasseziaceae
Exons: 3
Coding region: 1-753 (250 amino acids)
Source: RefSeq, a predicted model, not a curated record
AUGUCCUUCUCGUUUGGGUUCUGCGUAGAUGAUGAGGGAAAACAAGUAUCUGAUGAAAUCUAUCUCGCUACACAGAACGCGACUCGUGUGGGCAAAGACCAGCAGCUGCCAGCGCGUGAGCUGAACUUCGAAGACGUGCUCGGUUGUGGUACAGCUAUUCCUUCUUGCUAUAUUUUUAGUUCUAUCUUCCAAACACCAGCCAAAGACAAAAUUGAAACUCCUACUGUGCUAAGCUUGUGUGACUACAACGAGGAAGUUCUGUCGCUUGUGGUUUUUCCGAACUUGUUCUUAGCAUGGUACUUCUCAGAAGCUGGACCAGGUAAAGGAUUGGUCAAAGAACCAGGUGAUUUGGAAGUUGACUCGGAGCUGGUGGCUCAGUUUGAACAAGCGCUAGCGGAACGCUCCAUUCAUUUGAGGUUUUUCUCAGGUGGCUGGGAUUCUUUACAGCUUGAAACACGCGCUGAUGUUGUGUUGUCGAGUGAGACAGUGUAUUCUUUGACGAACUUACAUUCUCUCUGUCGUGUACUGCAGUCAACAUGUUGGCCCACAUCCCAAGAGAAUGCUAAGACCGGUGUUGAUCGAAAGACGACUCUCUGUCUUGUCGCGGCCAAAGUGCUAUACUUUGGAGUCGGCGGAGGCAUUGAUGCAUUUCUUCAUGAACUGGAACACUCGCAAGCAUGGCACGUAAAACAACAUGAGCAAGUCAGUGGGGUUGGGCGCGUCGUUCUGCAGAUAGGUUGGGCUCCGGAAUAA